Drosophila persimilis is the source of this 3294-nucleotide messenger RNA. RefSeq names its product insulin-degrading enzyme (gene Ide). NCBI's taxonomy places the organism in Eukaryota, Metazoa, Arthropoda, Insecta, Diptera, Drosophilidae. Gene Ontology annotation, cellular component: cytosol; mitochondrion. Gene Ontology annotation, biological process: peptide catabolic process. The record is from RefSeq and is a predicted model, not a curated record. Gene Ontology annotation, molecular function: metal ion binding; metalloendopeptidase activity. The transcript is spliced from 14 exons. Bases 82 to 3186 code for a protein of 1034 amino acids.
UAUUUUAUUAAUUUACCGGAGGAGAAUCCUUCUUAUAGGCACUAGUUAAGGCCGGAAACAAUUUGACAGAUACUCCACUCAAUGUAUUUUUCCUGUAGAAAAUCGAUUUUCACCAUAACAGCUCUUCUAAGUCGACGAUUGAAUACACAAAAGUCACAGUUUAUAGCUGCUCAGCGAUCAUUUGGCUCGUUUCCUAAAUCCAAGAUGACUCUGAGCGAGACAAAUUCCCAAAAACUAUUACCGAAAAAGCCAGAGCAAAUGGAGCCAAUUCUGCGGUUAAACAAUAUCGAGAAAUCGCAGCAGGACACCCGCGACUACCGAGGCCUUCAAUUGGAAAAUGGCCUUAAAGUACUGCUCAUCAGCGAUCCAAACACCGAUGUGUCAGCUGCUGCACUCUCCGUUCAAGUGGGCCACAUGUCUGACCCACACAAUCUUCCCGGACUGGCUCACUUCUGCGAGCACAUGCUGUUCUUGGGCACGGAGAAGUAUCCGCAUGAGAAUGGCUACACGACAUACCUCUCGCAGAGCGGUGGCAGCAGCAACGCCGCCACCUAUCCCCUCAUGACGAAGUACCACUUCCACGUGGCACCGGACAAGCUUGACGGAGCCUUGGAUCGCUUUGCCCAGUUCUUUAUUGCUCCACUGUUCACGCCCAGUGCCACAGAGAGGGAGAUCAAUGCAGUCAACUCGGAGCAUGAGAAGAAUUUGCCCAGCGAUCUGUGGCGCAUCAAACAGGUGCAUCGGCACUUGGCCAAGCCGGAUCAUGCGUAUAGUAAAUUUGGUAGCGGCAACAAGACCACGCUCUCCGAAAUACCCAAGUCCAUGAACAUUGAUGUGCGCGAGGAACUGCUUAAAUUCCACAAAGAGUGGUACUCGGCCAACAUAAUGUGCCUGGCUGUCAUUGGAAAAGAAUCCCUCAACGAACUGGAGAGCAUGGUCAUGGAGAAGUUCUCUGAAAUUGAGAACAAAAGCGUGGCGGUGCCAGAAUGGCCACGUCACCCGUAUGGAGAGGAUCGUUACGGACAGAAGGUGAAAAUAGUCCCCAUCAAAGAUGUUCGCUCGUUGACAAUCAGCUUUACCACAGACGAUUUAACAAAGUUCUACAAAUCGGGCCCCGACAACUAUUUGACACACCUUAUCGGCCACGAGGGAAAGGGAAGCAUAUUGUCUGAGCUGCGACGGCUGGGCUGGUGCAAUGAUCUAAUGGCCGGACAUCAGAACACACAAAACGGCUUUGGGUUCUUUGACAUAGUGGUGGACCUAACACAGGAGGGCCUGGAGCAUGUGGAUGAUAUUGUGAAUAUUAUAUUUCAGUAUUUGCGCAUGCUGCGCGAAGAGGGUCCCAAGAAGUGGAUAUUUGACGAAUGCGUUAAGCUAAAUGAAAUGAGGUUUCGGUUCAAGGAAAAGGAACAGCCGGAGAAUUUGGUCACGCAUGCUGUGUCCUCCAUGCAGAUAUUUCCCUUGGAAGAAGUUCUCAUUGCACCAUAUUUGAGCAACGAAUGGCGGCCAGAUUUGAUUAGCGGUCUACUGGAUGAGUUGAGGCCCUCCAAAAGUCGAAUUGUAAUUGUUAGCCAAAGCUUUGAGCCGACCUGUGACCAGGCAGAGCCCUACUACAAAACCAAGUACGGAUUGGAGCGCAUACCCACGGAUAUUGUGCAAAGCUGGGAAAAGUGUGAUCUGAAUGAGAACCUCAAACUGUCACUGCCAAACAGCUUUAUACCAACCAACUUCGACAUUGCCGAUGUUCCAAGCGACGGACCCAAGCAUCCGACCAUUAUCCUGGACACGCCCAUUUUGAGGGUGUGGCACAAGCAGGACAAUCAGUUUAACAAGCCCAAGGCGUGCAUGCGGUUCGAUAUGUCCAAUCCGCUUGCCUCCCUGGACCCACUCAAUUGCAAUUUAAAUCAUAUGAUGGUUAUGCUCUUAAAGGAUCAGCUCAACGAGUAUCUGUACGAUGCGGAAUUGGCAAACUUAAAACUGAAUGUUGUGGGAAAAUCAGGUGGCAUUGAUUUCACGAUUCAUGGUUUCAGUGACAAGCAAGUAGUGUUGCUGGAGAAACUGUUGGAUCACUUAUUUGACUUUCGCGUGGAUGAGAAACGAUUCGAUAUAUUGAAGGAGGAAUAUGUGCGUUCACUGAAAAACUUUAAGGCCGAGCAGCCGUAUCAGCAUUCCAUCUACUAUUUGGCUUUGUUACUGACAGAAAAUGCCUGGGCGAAUGUUGAGCUACUGGACGCUAUGGAACUUGUUACCUACGAUAGAGUCAAUAACUUUGCCAAAGAGUUCUUCCAACGCCUGCACACAGAGUGCUUUAUUUUCGGUAAUGUGACCAAGCAGCAUGCCACCGAAGUAGCUGGUCGCGUCAACACACGCUUGGAGGCCACCAAUGCCUCUAAACUACCCAUUCUAGCCCGCCAGAUGCUCAAGAAGCGAGAGUAUAAGCUUUUAGCUGGCGACAGCUAUCUUUUUGAAAAGGAGAACGAGUACCACAAGAGCUCCUGCACGCAGCUUUAUCUGCAAUGUGGCGCACAAACGGAUCACACAAACAUUAUGGUCAAUCUAGUGUCUCAGGUGCUGUCCGAGCCCUGCUACGACUGUCUGCGGACCAAGGAACAGCUCGGGUAUAUUGUCUUUAGUGGCGUCCGUAAGGUAAACGGUGCCAAUGGUAUACGCAUCAUUGUGCAGUCGGCAAAGCAUCCGACAUUUGUCGAAGAUCGUAUCGAGAACUUCCUACAGACGUAUCUGCAAGCCAUUGAGGACAUGCCUUUGGAUGAAUUCGAGCGUCACAAAGAAGCGCUGGCCGUUAAGAAGCUUGAGAAGCCGAAGACCAUAUUCCAGCAAUUCAUCCAGUUCUAUGGCGAAAUAGCCAUGCAAACGUAUCACUUUGAGCGAGAGGAGGCCGAGGUCGCAAUACUCCGCAAGAUUUCAAAGUCCGACUUUGUGGAUUAUUUCAAGAAAUUCAUAGCUAAGGACGGGGGCGAGCGUCGCGUUCUGUCCGUGCACAUUGUGUCCAAGCAAACGGACGAGAAUGUGUCUGAGCCUAAGGAGGAAGAGCCACUGGAGAUCACAAAUAUGGAGCGUCACAAGUGCAUCAGCGACAUUGUAGCCUUCAAGUCGUGCAAGGAACUAUAUCCGAUCGCAUUGCCAUUCCUCGACAUCAAGGCCAAGGGUGCACGCAGUAAACUGUGAGCGACCCCGAAGUUUGUUCAAUAUAAACUUAUAGUACGUGGUUUUGGUCUCUCUUUGAUUUAAUAUCUGAACCGAAUAAAAUUUUGUUUCUGUCAUUCAUAAAUACAA